Clonostachys byssicola is the source of this 1437-nucleotide messenger RNA. NCBI's taxonomy places the organism in Eukaryota, Fungi, Ascomycota, Sordariomycetes, Hypocreales, Bionectriaceae. The record is from the annotation of a GenBank genome assembly.
AUGGCCCAAGACGAUAGUUCCAACCCGGAAGUGAUUCCAACGAAAGAAUGGGUAGAGUCAGUCGAGAUCCAGGAGAGCCUGGAUGAGUUCUUCCAAGAACCCUUUGCUCGAGACCUCAUCAAAAAGAUAGAGGCAAAUAGGGUCAACCCUUUGCCCGAAGUGAAGAGCCGCAAGUUGAUCGAGAUCCUUGUGGACGCAAUCCUUGAGCUCCUCGGUGUCAACCCUGGCGCCUGCCCAGAUGCCACGGAAGACUGUGUCAAGCUCUGUGUCAAAUACAACAUCUUGAAGCAUCAGGUAUGGGGUCGUUUACCUUUUGUCAAGCAUCCCGAUCGCAUCAGUGCCAGGCUUCUCCACGAGCAGGCUUUGGCCACGAAGAUGCAGCUUUCAUUGCCAUUUCCCGAGGUCGGCAUGCUCAUGGUUGUCUCGUUGCUUCUGAAGCUCGAAGGAAGCUCCAAAAGCUCCACUUCACGCGCCAUCAAGGAGCAUUUUCUUUUCGAGAGAGCCAAGUUGGCCGCUUUGGUCUACAAUCGGGAGUCCUGCAACGGCAUUUUUGCCAUCAACAAUUGCCCUGAGCGCUAUUCUUUCACCGCACAGGAAGAUAACCACGCACCAAGCGUCGCCCAAACCACAGCUUCAGGCCCAGAAGACCAAGGCAAGCGGUUCCGUUUUGUGGAAUUCGGAAGCAACAAAGAGAUCGUCAUCAAUGAUGAUGACAACUCAGCGGACCAUUCGCCGCGGAGCAGAAAGCGCUUCGCUAGCGGAAGUUCCCAGAGUACCUUGCCCCAGCCAACUCCAGAUGCCGAACGAGAGCCAACGGCGAAGCAGACUUCCAACAUACACGGCACCUCACGGCCAAUCAUUCACACAAGUCCUCCGCGCACGCAGUACGGCAAUCCAUCCUAUCGAUUCGAUUCGCAGUCGGCAGCAGACAUUGUGCCAACGGGAACCUCUCACCAAGAAGAAACUCCAAAGGUUCAAGCUCAUCCUCCAUCCAUAACUGUCCAAUCUGACGCCAGUCGUAAUGGGAGCGAUGCGGGCGUCUUACCAGCUUGCGCCCGUGUGCUCGAUGACGGCAAGCUCGUAAUGGAACCCGAGGCCGUCCAGGAGAUGUUCAAUGCCUUCCGAGCUAUCAAGGGCGGUCUUCUCAAGUCUGAUAUCGGAGUCGCAGCAAAUGCUUACAAUCAGAUGAUGUUGGCCUUCCCAGAGAGUCUUCGGGAUUCCAUGGAGCUGAGCAUGACUGGCGUCGACACUGUGGCCCAGGGCAAGGCGCAGACAUUGAGAGCUCAGAUAGUCAGUGGCAGGAUUGGCAGGAUGUCCAAGGCCCUUGAGGAGAUUGAUGAAAGGGUGGCGAGCAUACGUGCGUUGCUGUCACAUGAGCAUCAUGCUAUCGCCAAUCUGAAGCAGCUGCUCAAGUCCGUAGAGGACGAUUUAGAGUAG